AUGUCUUUAAUCUCACCUACUGACGAUUCAUUACAAUCUCUUUUAAAGCAGUUAAACACUGAAUUUGACGAAUGUAUAAAUCAAAUAGUGCCAAGCGACUCAGAUAAUGUUGAGAAAUCCAGUUCUUCCCAAGAUGAAUCGCAAGCGAAUAAAUCCCAUCUCCUUAGGUUUCUACAGAUAGCAAAAAAAUUAGAAACAGUUUUAUCAAAGAUUAUUCAGUCAGAAAAACAGCAGGAACAAAUUGCCUUACAAGAGGAAAUCAUUGGGUUACAACAAAAUAUAGCGCAACAAAGAGAAGUUAUUGAGAAAUAUACUGCUUUAGUUAAAGAGUGGUCGAAAGAAUUUAGGGAAUUAGAAGAAGAAAAUAAAUUACCCCUAUAG
Molecule: messenger RNA, 381 nt
Organism: Scutellospora calospora
Lineage: Eukaryota; Fungi; Glomeromycota; Glomeromycetes; Diversisporales; Gigasporaceae
Source: the annotation of a GenBank genome assembly